ACUUGCCUAAUUAUUUUAUAGUCAAAGUCAGUCUUCAGCAGCAAUCGUGUUCGAGUGAUUACGACGUUUUGGUUUUUGUGAAAUCCAAGUGAAACUAGUGCGUCCUACUAAUUUUCACCGCAUUCGUAACCCUAUUUUCGUCACCAUUUCACGGACAGGUGUUAAACUUUGGUGUUUCAAUCAUGGCUCUAAUUUGUAGUAGUAUUUCUAAUAAUAUGAACGUUUUUAGUAAAAGUGUAAGUGACGAUGAUAACGAGAUGAUGGCUACGCUGAACAACCAGUACUCCGUCAACCUGCGUGCAGGGCCUCUGUGGUGCUCCUAUGUCGCCCAUACUGCAGGAUUAACCCCUACGGCACACCAUAGAAAGGAGAGCUAUGGCGGUGUGGGUGACAUAUUCAAGCUCUCAGAACAACGAGGCAAAGAAAUCGUUCAGGUAGCUCGUCAAAAGGGCUAUGUGAACAUCCAGUUCAAGCUCCAUCUGACCGAGUCGAAACUUGAUGUGUGGAAAACUGUUUUGAAAAAUGGGAUCUUGUACCUAACAAUCCCCGAUCAUCUGCUUCCCGAAGGAUCCAAAGAGGCUUUCAUUGCGCUCCUUGAGUAUGCUGAGGAGGUGCUCCACUGCACCAACAUCAUCAUGUGUGUCAAGAAAAACCGUGAGGAUAGGGCCUUAUUGGUCAGAACGUUCAUGUUUCUUGGAUUUGGUAUGAUGGCUCCCGGCAAUCCACUCAUACCUCAACCGGAAGAUCCAAACUAUCUCUAUCUUAUCUACAAUAUUGAGUAAAAAGUCUCUCGAUAAACCUAUGUCUCAUAAAUCCUAGCUUUUUUUUCGGCUGACCUUCACUUAGUAUGCUAUCAGUGAAAUUUCCUCCAUUCUUUCUUUUGCACCCUCAAUAGCCUAUUUUCAAUUUUAGUGUUCGUAAAAUUAUCAAUAGCAUCAAAAUUUGCCAUUUCAAUUGUGUAACGUUUUAAUCGAAAAUAUAGUUUGCUUAUUUUUCUGUGAAACCAUCAUGCCAGGUUUUGGAUCUUGUUGAGACAGCAUACUCAGCUCUUGUAUAUACCUAUGUCAAGUUUAUCCAUACUGAAGUUUAUUCGUCCUGUAUUUUCACGUAAGUUUAUUUUCAAACAUUUAUUUUUCUUUUGUAGUGAGUAGAAUGCUUCAUAUACCUAUCAGAACUAUAAUUGGCACAAUUGUGGCUGUUAGCAGGCUCUUAACUUUCUCAUCCUUACCUUCAACUUAUAAGAUUUUUGACAGAGAAUAUUUCUUCUUGGUCCAUCAAAAAAAUUAAUUUCUGCUCGUUCUUACUGUCAUUUUAUAGUACUUUCAGUUCUUGCUGCAAGAUGACUCAGCUCACCAUAAUUCUGACUUUUAAUGUCUCACCUGUAAUCUGAAAAAAAGGAAGGAACUAACAGAACUACCGAUGUGUAUUGUAAAUUUUCAGGUUGGACGAUCAUAGGUAUUCAGGUUUGUGAAGCUGAAUGGUGUCAUAAUGUGAAGUCAUUCCAAAUUAUUAAUAGUUAAAAUCAUCUCUUUUACACAAUACAUGGAUUUUACAAAGAAUUAUUAUUCCUCUCCCAAGCACUGUAUCCAAAGGAAGUUUUAUGAUACAAAGUUUCAGUAUUGAAAAAUUCAGAUGCAUUUAUUAGAGCUUUAUCAGUUGACCUCUCCUCCUGGUAUCUUUUUUUUUUUUUUUUUUCAAUUUUCAUCUCAACCUCCCCCUCCCCCCCUUUCAAUGCAUCACUAACUUCAUUAAUUUAUUAAAUUAAAUUGUGAAUUAAUCAUCAAAUCCAAGAUUUUCCUCAUCCUACAGCACAUUUGAUUAUUAUUUUGUUUUGUUUUCUCAUCUGUUAAGUAAAUCCUGCUUGGAUGUAAAAAGUUGGAAUUUCCCCGAUGUAUAAAUGAAAGUAAGAACAUCACCAUUUUUUACACAGAGAUGAGCUGAGCAUUGUUUUUUGUUUCCUGAGCAUUGCGUUAUCAAGGAUUGUGUUAUGAAAUUGAUUUGCUUAUCUUGCAGUAAGAAACCUAUCAGUAAUGACCUGUUGAUUUCAGCAAUAGCUUACUUUUCUAAACUAAUUAUCUCAGCUAUUCAACUGAAGGCUUGCUGUUAAAUUCUGAUUUUCACAAAAUUUUUAGAUUUUUAAUUUUAAAUUACAUUUUAUUCAUUACUGACUUAGAAUCGGAUUUUAUUAGAUCGAAAAUAAGAAAUAAAUCAAUUUAUCAUCCGUCUAAUCUGAAUAUAAAUGUAGCAAAAUGUGUGUAAGUAAGUAGGUAUUCUUCUAAUUUACUCAUCGGAAUUUUAUACUUUAGGUACACAGUGGAAUUCGUUUAGUUAAUUACUUUUGUUUCAAUGCAUUUUUUUGGCCCAAAAUUAAUAAUGGAAUUAUAAAAGAAAAGUAUUAAUAAUGUAAAAUCCUUUUUUAAUAUCCGCUUAGAAAUUUUUUCCCUUUAAAUAUCUAAGGUUGCUGUGUAACAUUUCUGUCGUAAUCAGGUAGUUUUCUAAGUACAUUCUAAUUUUUUAUUGUCAUUGCCUUAUUGUUCUGUAAGCUAUAUUCAAUGUUUAAUAAAGUUGAUUAAAAUUAA
Molecule: messenger RNA, 2579 nt
Organism: Bemisia tabaci
Lineage: Eukaryota; Metazoa; Arthropoda; Insecta; Hemiptera; Aleyrodidae
Source: RefSeq, a predicted model, not a curated record